AUGACACCAUUAAUGUUGGCGGCUUGGAGAGGACACCUGGAGGUGGUAACUUACCUGGUCACUCACGGCAGUCAGUUAGACGCUACAGACACCUUGUUUGGAAGGACACCAUUAAUGUUGGCGGCUCGGGACGGACACCUGGAGGUGGUGACCUACCUGGUCACUCAGGGCAGUCAGUUAGACGCUACAUCUACCAUGCGUGGACAAACAGCUUUACAUUAUGCUGCUGAGAAUGGACGGAUUGAUAUAACAAAAUGUUUAAUAGAUCAAGGAUGCAGUCCUUGGUUGAAAACAAAACAGGGUAAUACUCCUUAUGAUCUGGUAAAAAUAGGAAGCUUUGAUGAUGAAGAGUCAAAAAGGAAGAAGGAAGAAGUGAUGGACUUCCUUAAGACUGUCAUGUCAAAGACAUCCCCAGAAGUAACUCCUGACACCCAUUUACAGGAACCUGCAGCACCAGUAGUUGAAGAUUCCAUCGGAAAAGGGCAACAGUCUGCCAUGUUAAAUCGUUUAUUAGGGAAGGGCAGCUAUGAAUCAUUUGAUAUGAGAUGCAUGGUAACCGGUCAAUUUUCUGUUGGGAAAACGACUCUUGUGAAGCUGUUAGCUGGGGAUGUCCUACCAGAAGGGCGACAUCCAACUGAUGGGAUUUCUCUGGUAGAAGGUCGCUGUGGCCUCGACAUUCAGUCAAAAGAGUGGAUUCUUGUUGAUCCAGACUCUUACAAUGCCCUAGAUGUUGUGUACCAUAAGGUUUUAAUGACCUCUCUGGAAGAAGAGGAGGAGAGUGAAGUUACCAACAAAGCUUCAGAUACAAGCCCAACUGGUUAUGCCAAAGCUACACUUUCCUCUUUGCCCUCAGACCAUUCUGCAACAGCACAAUCUCUACCAUCUACGAAAUCCUCCAAUGUGCCUCACACAGUAAACCAGAUGGAACAGAAAAUGAGAACAAGAAUGACUAAAGAAGAAAUAAGAAAGAAAAUGGAAAAAGUCCUCAAAAGUGGGAAGUAUAAAAUGAAAGUUGGACGUCUUAUCUUCUGGGAUUUUGGUGGACAAUACGUUUAUUUAACAACACACCAGACCUUCAUGACAUUCCGAGCGUUGUUUCUUGUAGUAUUUGAUGGGAGCAAAGAUUUGCAUGAACAGGUCCCUGAUGUGAUGUGUUUUCCAGGGCAGCACAUGACGCCAACGCCAGCAGUAUUCUUGCAGUAUUGGGUCAAUUCCAUCCUGACCUAUUGUAAGGUUGUAUAUGCAGGCAUUCCAAAGAUUUUGUUUGUUGCCACUCACAAAGACAAAGUACCAUUGGAGAAUAUUGCGACCAGACGUGAAGAGCUUUACAGAGGAAUUGAGGAAUUGUUUAAAGACCACGAGGGAAAACAUCAUCUGGUCCUUAGACCUCUAAUAUUUGUCAAUGCCAAAGAUCAAGCCGACCCAGAAAUAGAAGUUCUGAAGAAAACAAUAACAGAACUAACAUUCGACCACCCAUGCUGGGGUGAAAGGAUGCCGAAUGCAUGUGUUCCACUGGAGCUUGAGAUCGCUGAACUAGUGGCAGAAGGAAAGCAAAUAAUGUCAUUGGCUGAAGUUAAAUAAUUAAAU
Mytilus trossulus (common blue mussel) is the source of this 1587-nucleotide messenger RNA. Its product is annotated as GA-binding protein subunit beta-1-like. The record is from RefSeq and is a predicted model, not a curated record. NCBI's taxonomy places the organism in Eukaryota, Metazoa, Mollusca, Bivalvia, Mytilida, Mytilidae. Gene Ontology annotation, molecular function: protein binding. Bases 1 to 1581 code for a protein of 526 amino acids. The transcript has 9 exons.